This is a messenger RNA of Xyrauchen texanus (razorback sucker), 947 nucleotides long. It is a transcript of the gene snx10b, whose product is annotated as sorting nexin 10b. Gene Ontology annotation, molecular function: phosphatidylinositol binding. Lineage: Eukaryota; Metazoa; Chordata; Actinopteri; Cypriniformes; Catostomidae. The transcript is spliced from 4 exons. Gene Ontology annotation, biological process: intracellular protein transport. Bases 371 to 859 code for a protein of 162 amino acids. The record is from RefSeq and is a predicted model, not a curated record.
AUGACCAUUUAAGCAGUGAUAGAAAUACUCUGUUGUUUCAAUCAUGCAGGAGUUAUGAUAAUGGCUGAAAAGAUAUCUUUUUCCAGCUGCUCUUUUAUUUUUUAUGAUGGUGCUCAUCCGCUUUGUCUCCGGUGGCUGGUAAAAAUUAAGCACCACAGUCAGUCUGAGAUUCUAUAUGAGCUCUGAUGUUUUCCCCAGUCUACAAUUCCUAUGAAUCAGCCCCAGUUGGUCAACAACACCAAUGUCUCAUGAAAGUACUUCCGUUUUUAUUCUUCCCAUUUUUUGUAAACCUCUGAGAACUGGCAAAUGUGUUUCUGUUUAAUGUCUGUGAGUUCGUAUACAUAAGGUUCUUUCUGUCAGUCUUGGUCCUAUGCAGGAAUUCACCGCUGUUUGGGUAAGGGAUCCUCGUAUCCAGAAGGAGGAUUUCUGGCAUGCUUACAUGGAUUAUGAAAUCUGUAUACACACUAAUAGUUUGGCCUUCACUAAGAAGAGUUCUUGUGUGCGGCGGAGGUACAGUGAAUUUGUGUGGCUAAGAAAACAGCUACAGGAAAAUGCCAUGCUCAUAAUACAUCUACCCAAACUUCCUCCAAAGAACCCGUUCUUCAGUCUCAACAAUGCCAGAGAAAUUGGUGCCCGAAUGGAGGGGCUCAGGAAGUUUCUUGAAGUGGUUGUUCACAGCCCAGUGCUGCUCUCAGACAGUUGCUUGCACCUGUUCCUACAGUCCCAACUGAGUGUGAAAAAAAUCAAGGCCUGUGCCGAGGGCAGGAGCCACUACACUGUUUCUGGAGCCAUCCACAUUUUUGGCUCAGGAACCAAACGUUUUGAUUCUGACUCUGAAGAGAAUGUCGAGGAGGAAUAAGACUGUUAAUCAGAGUGAUUGAGUUAUAUGUAUAUAUACAUACAUCUAUAUUAUCAUGUUAUACUGCAUAUUAUCUGUACUGAUGAAU